AAAAUCCCUCAAACUAUUUAUCAGCAGAAAUCAAAAAUAUGGCGGGUGCUAGUGUUGUUUUAGGAAUCUGGGAUUCCUUCCAAUAUCAAAGUUAUAAAAUCGAAAAUGUCGAUUUGGACAACAAAGUCGAACUCCUAAAGAAUGAAGCAGUCAAAAAAUUAAACACCGCAAAAGUGUCAUUCGAUUUGGUCUAUUGUGGCCUUGUUUUGGAAGAAGAGAACACUUUAUCCUCGUAUGGGGUAAAGCCGGGGGUGACAAUACACAUCGUAAAAAAGAAUGCACCUCCUAGCGCCCCCAGAGGCAGAGCUUUGACUGAGACAGAAGUCCAACAACUUGUGGUUGCAUUUCGGGCUUUUACUUUAUCAUCCGGAUAUCGCGCCGCUUUACAAAGAUUGUCUCGUCCCGAAGUAUUGGAAACAAUAAUCGCAGCAACGCCAGGCCUUGCUGAUGACCCUGCAGCCAUUGCAAUCAUCCAAGACCCUGAAUUAAUAGUGCACAUGGCAGACCCUGACACUGUUAGGAGGGUAGCAGACAAACACCCUUCUUUGAUUGAAGCAGCAAAUUACAUUGCUGCUCAUAUCCACGAAGAGCAAGCAAAUGCUGACUCCUCGCAAGCUGGCACAAGCACUGGUUAUUCGUACUCGCUUGAGGCACUGUCAGACGACGAAGAAAUGGAUACCUCAAUAAGAGAACCGCAUCCUUUGACUAGAAAUACUAGUUACAAUGCUAUAACAGCAGCACAAUUGGCUGCAGCUAUCGCAAACGCUACCAACACUGCUUUCAACACCAACAGUGCCGGAAUGCCUUCAACACCGAGCUCGUCGAACGUUAUCACAAACGAGAUGUUUAGUAACGCUAUUCAACAAGCUGUGGGGUCUCUGGGCGGUUUGGGCGCUGCCAACCCGCCAAAUAGAGGGGAAGAAGAAAGUUUGGAAACUAUCACGAGAAGGUUACAACCCCAAUUGCAACAAAUGCACGAGAUUGGAUUAAGGAACGAUUCGGUUAAUAUUAGGGCACUUCAGGCGACUUCAGGGGACGUUGAAGCGGCCAUUGACUUGGUUUUCAACGGUGCUAUUGAUUAAUUUGUUGUGAUAUUUAUUUGUACGAAAUAAAACGUAAUAAUUCCUCAAAUUCGUUUAUUGAACUUAAUUUAUGUAACAAAUUACUUGAGAGGAAUGAACCUAGAGCUGUGAGUGGCACCAAUACCUGGCCUGCCGUGCUUCACAGGUUUGUAAGUGAGGGAGAAUUCGCCAAGGUAGUGUCCAAUCAUUUCAGGUUUAAUUUCAACCUGAGUGAAGGCUUUGCCGUUGUAAACACCAACAAUAGAACCGACCAUUUCCGGGACGAUGAUCAUGUUGCGCAAAUGUGUCUUGACAAUUUCGGGCUUUUCUAGUGGAGGAGCUUCUUUUUUAGCCUUGCGGAGUUUUUUGACCAGAGCCAUUGGUUUGCGCUUAAGGCCGCGGCUGAAACGCCGCCGGGCG
Messenger RNA from Tribolium castaneum (red flour beetle), 1481 nucleotides. RefSeq names its product ubiquitin-like protein 7. Gene Ontology annotation, molecular function: polyubiquitin modification-dependent protein binding. Bases 39 to 1082 code for a protein of 347 amino acids. Gene Ontology annotation, cellular component: cytosol. The transcript has 3 exons. The record is from RefSeq and is a predicted model, not a curated record. NCBI's taxonomy places the organism in Eukaryota, Metazoa, Arthropoda, Insecta, Coleoptera, Tenebrionidae. Gene Ontology annotation, biological process: ubiquitin-dependent protein catabolic process.